Messenger RNA from Aedes aegypti (yellow fever mosquito), 1420 nucleotides. RefSeq names its product opsin-1. The record is from RefSeq and is a predicted model, not a curated record. Gene Ontology annotation, cellular component: membrane. Gene Ontology annotation, biological process: visual perception; phototransduction; G protein-coupled receptor signaling pathway. The coding region runs from base 180 to 1301 and encodes 373 amino acids. Lineage: Eukaryota; Metazoa; Arthropoda; Insecta; Diptera; Culicidae. Gene Ontology annotation, molecular function: G protein-coupled receptor activity. The transcript is spliced from 2 exons.
GCGUUUGUUCGAGUUGUCCCUUGGUACAACAUCAACCGUCGCUCGUCUGAGUAGAUUUAGUGUCACUCUAGCCAAUCACAUCGGUUCGAAGUAGUUCGCCCUGAACAAGCGAUUUUCUUCGGCUAGAAGAAGUGUUAAAGUGCUGCAGUAGUGUGUUAAUAAGGAAGAGAACUGUAAUCAUGGUUGCAUUAGCGGAGCCACAUUUCCAGGCCUGGAUCCAAAGCGCGGCCACUAAUGUGAGCGUGGUGGACAAGGUCCCAGCGGAUAUGCUACACAUGGUUGAUGCCCAUUGGUAUCAGUUCCCGCCAAUGAACCCACUGUGGCACUCACUCCUGGGAUUCGCCAUCUUCGUUCUGUGUUUCAUUUCUUUGAUCGGAAAUGGCAUGGUGAUCUACAUCUUCACCAACACCAAGACACUCCGAACCCCAUCCAAUCUGCUAGUGGUCAACCUAGCUUUCUCGGAUUUCCUGAUGAUGUUUACGAUGGGACCGCCAAUGGUGUACAACUGCUACCACGAAACAUGGGUUCUGGGCCCGUUCGCAUGUGAACUGUACGGUAUGUUUGGAUCACUGUUCGGCUGUGUCUCGAUUUGGACCAUGACAAUGAUUGCCUUCGAUCGCUACAACGUCAUCGUAAAGGGUCUCUCGGCCAAACCCAUGGGCAACAAUGGUGCUUUGCUGCGAAUCUUCUUCGUAUGGGGAUCUUCGCUCGCCUGGACACUCGCCCCAUUCUUUGGAUGGAAUCGAUAUGUCCCAGAGGGUAACAUGUCCGCAUGCGGAACUGAUUACCUCACCGAUACCUUGCUCAGCCGCUCAUACAUUCUGGUUUACUCGAUUUUCGUGUACUUCGCACCACUAUUGUUGAUCAUCUACUCGUAUAUCUUCAUUAUUAAGGCUGUAUCUGCUCACGAGAAGAACAUGCGCGAGCAAGCGAAGAAAAUGAACGUUGCUUCGCUCCGAUCCUCGGAGGCUCAGAGUACCAGCACUGAAAUGAAACUCGCCAAGGUUGCCCUGGUCACGAUCUCGCUGUGGUUCAUGGCCUGGACUCCGUAUCUGAUCAUCAACUACACCGGUAUUUUCAAAGCGGCUCCGAUUACCCCACUGGCUACCAUCUGGGGAUCACUAUUCGCCAAGGCCAAUGCCGUUUACAACCCGAUUGUAUAUGGCAUAAGCCAUCCGAAGUACCGUGCCGCCCUGUACCAGAAGUUCCCCUCGCUAUCCUGCACGGAUGCAGCCGACGACAGCCAAUCGAUGGCCUCUGGCACCACCACCGUCGUGCAAGAAGAGAAGCCCUCAGCCUAAGUUACCCACAUGGCAUCGACUGUGUUCGGGAAUCACUUUACUGAUACGUUGUAGAGAUCCCUUAUUUAGCCUUAGUCAGUUUUAUUUAAUAAAUAAAGCAAUUUCUCCAAAUAUGGAGA